UGUCGGUGUCUUCUGGAGGACGAGUCGGCGCUCCUGAAGCACGAGUGCGCCUAUUGUUUGGGACAAAUACAAGACACUCACGCCAUACCUGUCCUCAACCGAGUGUUGGCCAACACUGACGAACAUCCGAUGGUUAGACACGAGGCGGCCGAAGCACUCGGCGCUAUCGGCGCUCACCAAUCGCUGGACGUCUUAAAGAAAUACUUAAGCGAUGGCAACAAAUCGGUGUCCGAAACGUGUUUACUAGCGAUUCAACGGAUCGAGUAUUUGUUGAACAAAACCAAAGACCUCAUUACCGACGGCUCGUCCGUACCGUUCAAGUCUGUGGAUCCGGUGCCACCGCUUCGAUGCGAUGAGAGCGACAUAUCAAAGCUCGACCGGUAUCGAGACCGGUUUCCAGAAUUUACGCUCCUGAGCCGCGAAUUCAGGCACGAAGUGGCCUAUGUUUUGGGCCAAAUGCAGAACCCGUCGACUGUCACACAAUUGGCCGCAAAUUUGGCAGAUUUUGACGAAAACGAAAUGGUUAGACAUGAAUGCGCUGAGGCUUUGGGCGCCAUCGCCACCAAUGAUGCACAACAAGAGCUCAACAAAUAUAUCAAAGACUCCCAAAGAGUGGUCAGAGAGUCGGUGGAAGUGGCCCUCGAUAUGAGUGAUUACAACAAUAGCGAAGAGUUUCAAUACGCGAAUGCUUUGAAAUAA
This is a messenger RNA of Medioppia subpectinata, 699 nucleotides long. The record is from the annotation of a GenBank genome assembly. Lineage: Eukaryota; Metazoa; Arthropoda; Arachnida; Sarcoptiformes; Oppiidae.